AUGAUGCCGACGCGACUGCCCCCGCCACAGGGUGUGGUCCUUGGCUCCGUGCGCAAGAGGCGCGGCAAUCUACCAAAGCACUCCGUUAAGAUACUGAAGAGGUGGUUGUACGACCAUCGGUACAACGCAUACCCGAGCGACGCUGAGAAAAUGGCGCUCAGUCAGGAGGCUAAUCUUACAGUUUUGCAGGUAUGCAACUGGUUUAUCAACGCACGACGACGCAUUCUGCCUGAGAUGAUCCGACGCGAGGGUCACGAUCCGAUGCGCUAUACAAUUUCACGACGUGGACGCAAGCAGCCGGCCGCCAUUGGCAUGAUGGGCAUGGGGCACCCUGGAUCGUCAGGUGCGGGCAUCGGCAUGCCCGGGAACGUUACCGUCCCUUCAUGGGGUGGAGUUGAGGUUCAGAACGUUGUGGACAAUAGCCGCGGCCAUGAUUAUGGUGACGGUCUUCUUGUCUACCGAAACGACGAGCUCGGCGACGCCGAGGAAGGCUACUCGAGCGCUAUAAGUGAGGACGAGGUCAAAUACGACCCUUCUGUCUGGCAGUCUGUUAUACGUUACGGACCAGAGGAUCGGGAACUGCAUCCGGCAACACGAGGAACGGGAGGGAUAAUGACGAUGAGCUCGGCACAGUUAGGUGACGCUGGCAUCUGGUCGCCACAGCUGCCGCGUCUGCAUCAACCAUUAAACACGCAGGUGGUGCCGGGCAAUACGGAGCUUGAGAGAGACAAGUUUAAAUGCUUGUACCUCUUAGUGGAGACGGCCGUAGCGGUGCGUCAGAGGGAGAAGGAACAAGAGCAGAUCCAAUAA
Molecule: messenger RNA, 810 nt
Organism: Parnassius mnemosyne (clouded apollo)
Lineage: Eukaryota; Metazoa; Arthropoda; Insecta; Lepidoptera; Papilionidae
Source: the annotation of a GenBank genome assembly